UCUAGCCAUUUUUGUUGUUCCAUUUCAUAAUGCAAAUUGCUAAAGCAGCAGCACAAAAACAAUAGUGAUAAUUUAUGAAUAUACUAAUUAAUAUACAAGGAAGCAUUGUUAGGCUGUGAGUCAUUGAUCUUUUGAACCAAAGAAGCUACACAAAAGCAUGGAAAUGAGUGCGGCUAUGCUUGCGCGUGUCUCCUUUUAUCCAACGCUGCUCUACAAUGUGCUAAUGGAAAAGGCGACGGCAAGGAAUUGGUACGAUCGUAUUGAUGAAAAUGUUAUACUGGGAGCGCUGCCCUUUAGAAGCCAAGCAAAUGACCUAAUUGAAAAAGAGAACAUGAAAGCUGUCGUGUCAAUGAAUGAAGACUACGAACUUACCGCUUUUUCUAACGAUUUACCUAAAUGGAAGGCCCUUGGCAUUGAAUUUUUACAACUGGCUACCACAGAUAUAUUCGAGUCACCCAAUCAAGAAAAGCUCUACCGUGGCGUAGAGUUCAUAAAUCGCUUUUUACCACUGUCGAAGCGCAUAUCGCAAAUAGACUCGUCGCAAUAUGCCGAAAAUAUUGGUUCGGUCUAUGUACAUUGUAAAGCGGGGCGAACACGCAGUGCCACUUUAGUGGGAUGCUACCUAAUGCUGAAAAACGGAUGGACACCAGAUCAAGCCGUCGAGCACAUGCGUCAAUGUCGUCCACAUAUCUUACUGCACACCAAACAAUGGGAUGCUUUGAGAAUAUUCUAUGCAAAUAAUGUGGAGCCCCAGUCAUGACCCAGCCCGGACUGAAAUCUGAUAUACAAUCGGUUGAAUGUUUAUUCAAAGCAUAACAUAUGGUGCACGUUUUUUAUUUUUUUGU
Messenger RNA from Drosophila hydei, 845 nucleotides. It is a transcript of the gene PTPMT1, whose product is annotated as phosphatidylglycerophosphatase and protein-tyrosine phosphatase 1. Gene Ontology annotation, molecular function: protein tyrosine/serine/threonine phosphatase activity; phosphatidylglycerophosphatase activity; phosphatidylinositol-4,5-bisphosphate 5-phosphatase activity. Gene Ontology annotation, biological process: protein dephosphorylation. The coding region runs from base 158 to 760 and encodes 200 amino acids. Lineage: Eukaryota; Metazoa; Arthropoda; Insecta; Diptera; Drosophilidae. The transcript is spliced from 4 exons. The record is from RefSeq and is a predicted model, not a curated record.